AUGACGGUGUUGGAGGACAGCAGGAGAAAAACCACCGACCUACGGCUGGUAUUGUUGCGGAAUAAACUUUUGACUUCAUAUCGUUCCAGCUACUCUAUAUCAGAUGUUCAAAUGGUCUGGUUGUUCUUCACUUCAAUCAUAGCGACAAUUACCUGCAAAGAGAAUCCACGAGUGCAUACACCUUUGGGCGAUAUGGUAGGUGUGGUGAAAAUGAUUAGAAAUGAAGAAGUUUAUCAGUUCAGGAACAUUCCGUAUGCUAAACCACCGACGGGAAACUUAAGAUUCGCCAAGCCAAUACCCCAUAAUUCGUGGUCUGGUGUUCUUAAUGCUACUGAAUUUGGGCCUUCGUGUAUGCAGCCACCAUAUGAAAACUACAUAUAUGAUAAAUACAAACCUAAUGCAGACAUAUCAGAAGAUUGUUUGUCAUUAAACGUGUACACCCCAAGGAACAUCUUUAUAAACGCCAAUCGAUCUGUCAUGGUUUGGAUACACGGAGGUAGCUAUUUUAUUGGACAGGGAUCAUCAUAUGACGGGUCUUACCUCGCACUGACAGGAGAUGUAGUUGUUGUAACACUCAACUACCGGCUAGGGCUGUUUGGAAUUUUGACAUCUCCAGAAAAUGGGAUUUUAGGGAACUAUGGCAUAUGGGAUCAGCGUCUGGCGCUAGAAUGGGUACAGACAAACAUUGUAUCUUUUGGUGGGAAUCCGAAUUCUGUUACAAUAUUUGGACAAUCUGCUGGGGGCUUUUGCGUAUCGCUACAUGCAAUUUUACCCCAAACAAGAGGUCUGUUUCACCGAGUUAUUUCUCAGAGUGGAAGUCCUGAGGGUUCUCUUGCGUUAUGGCUAAACGCAUUAUCUACAUCGGAAGCAAUCAUAAGGAUGUCCGAUUGUAAAACCGAAAACUUGACAACACUAACGUGUAUGCGAAAAAGGCCAGCCUCAGAAAUAGUUUACAAUUCUAAUAACCUUUUUAGGAAUCAAUUUUCCAACGAGGAUUAUUUCGGCUUACCAUCUGGCCCUGUUGUUGACAACGACUUGGUCCAUGAGGAUCCAGCUAUGUUGCUCAUCAACAAG
This is a messenger RNA of Mizuhopecten yessoensis (Yesso scallop), 1074 nucleotides long. Its product is annotated as putative inactive carboxylesterase 4. Lineage: Eukaryota; Metazoa; Mollusca; Bivalvia; Pectinida; Pectinidae. The record is from RefSeq and is a predicted model, not a curated record. The transcript has 2 exons. The annotation marks the transcript as partial.